AUGUUGGCAUCUCAACUUCCACUUGAUAUUAUCUUGCAAAUCGCCGAUCUUCUAUUGACAAAGGACAAGUGUUCUUGUUCUCUUACUUGCAAGCAAUGGAGAGACCCAUUCCAAAAGUUACUUGUUAAAAACAUACAUGUCGAUUCCAUUAAGCAUCUAAAAACCAUUUGCAAUACCAAUGCAACCUCAAAAACCAAAUCCAGAUCCUGUGGUCAUUUAGUGCAUGGUCUACGUAUAGGUGGUUGUUUCAUUUUACCGAAUGUGAAGCAAGAUGUCUUUUUUCGAUCACUGCCAAACUUGAAACAUCUUAAUCUUGGGAACAUGCGUUUUCAAGAUAUCAACACAAAGAUGACACAAUCUAACAAUACAUGGAUGUCGCUAGAAAGCCUAAAAAUCAAAAUUAACAAUAAUGAAGGACUACAAGGAGCGCCAGACCUCAUUAAAUUCUUAAAGACCAGUCGUGUGCUCGAAAAGUUAGAGAUAUUUACGAAGGACCGAGAAGUUAUAAUCACCUUUACUGAAAAUGACUUUGAAAAUCUGCACCAAAAUCUACAACAUCUUUCGUCGAUCAAGGCUUGUAUUUCUCUCAAUUUCUGUGCGUCAGCUUCACAGAACACAAUUCCAGAAAUUACACCCGCGCUUGCUUUAACGACCCUUUACUUAAGGCUGGAUGAGUGGGAUCCUUUAUUUCUAUAUUAUUUUGGAUUCAAAUAUCCAAACCUGCAUUCCUUGAGAUUGGAUUUCUCGAUUUCAAAUUAUAUGUGUGUAGAUUCUGGUACAUUGCAAAGAAUCACGCCUCUUUUUGACUCCAACCCCAAAGCACUCAAAUAUCUUGAAACAUUUGAACUCAUAACGAGAGACGCUUCAGAAAGUGCUCAUAUGGAUAUAUGGCAAUUUUUUACUUCAACUAAAGUCCCUAUCAAGAAUUUUAAGUACAAGACAGUAUACGGCGACAGUGCUUCGCGUGAUUAUAAAGUGCUUAUUGAACGGAUACUACGGGCGUUUCCGAAAACACUAGAGACGUUAUCAAUCCUUGGAAGAGCAAGUUGUGGCAGUAGAUCUACUAAAAUGCUGGAAAUAUCUCUCUGCCCGUUAUUAGUGGAUCUUGAAAUCAAUGAAUGUAGUGUGUGCGUUGACCUUAACAAUCUAUUAGACAGCUGCAUUGCCCUCAGGCGACUGAAACUUCACUCUGACAAGCUGUCUAUUACCUCAGGUACAGAUAACCGAGAACCAAAGCAAUACCAAGGACGGCAGCAGCAUGGAUUGCAUGUAUUGGAGCUACAUGGGGUUGGCACAAGUACGUCCGUAUUUAAUUGCCUCUCCUUCAGAUGCAGAGACCUAGAAUAUAUGAAAUUGUGCUAUGUGUCUAUCGAUGGGACUAUUUCUGAAGAAACUGGGCGCUUGCUCGUUGAUAUGCCCUACACUUUUUUCAAAAUGCUACUUCUCUGUGAUGUUUCCUACUGUUCAUCUGACGGCCAUGGGAAUGAUAAAACGAUUAUUACUAUAUUUCUUUUGUCUCGGUUAAACAAUCCUCUACAAUCGAAUGAAGAAAGAAGAAAAGAUGAAAGGGAGUUGGAAUCUACUACAGUAGAAUAUCAUAAUCAGCAUGACAUAGCUUGGUUUCACACCUUUACUGAUGGUGUAUAUGAUUGGGACAAUGACACGGGUAUCGUACAACUCUGUAAGCAACAAGUUAGUACCGCUGUCAAUUUCUUUCAAGGCUUCCGGUCUAAUAGAGUUCCCAGAGCAUCGAUCUUUGAUUCAUGGGGAGGUUAUAUAGAAGAAGGCUGGGAUGCUGAUCUUCGUAAUGGGUAUGCUGAAUUUAGAUGUGGAAACGUAGAAAAGUAUAGUAUUUAUGGUGUUAUUUCAGAUGACCAAGACAAUUGGGAUAAGUUGCACAGUGGUUUUCCUUAA
Phycomyces blakesleeanus NRRL 1555(-) is the source of this 1914-nucleotide messenger RNA. RefSeq lists its product as hypothetical. The coding region runs from base 1 to 1914 and encodes 637 amino acids. NCBI's taxonomy places the organism in Eukaryota, Fungi, Mucoromycota, Mucoromycetes, Mucorales, Phycomycetaceae. The transcript has a single exon. Gene Ontology annotation, molecular function: protein binding. The record is from RefSeq and is a predicted model, not a curated record.